This is a messenger RNA of Neodiprion virginianus, 1065 nucleotides long. RefSeq lists its product as uncharacterized. The transcript has 5 exons. Bases 185 to 853 code for a protein of 222 amino acids. NCBI's taxonomy places the organism in Eukaryota, Metazoa, Arthropoda, Insecta, Hymenoptera, Diprionidae. The record is from RefSeq and is a predicted model, not a curated record.
AACGCUGUUUCACACGUCACGAGACCGCUGAACAAGAUUGACAAAUCUGGAAUAAUAUUUGUAACGUUGACUGAAAUUUAAAAAAAAAAAAUAAAAAAAAAGCCUUACAGACUCGUCGCGAAAUUGAAUAUAAUCAGCCGUUAAUUCACGAUAAAACAGACAUAACUUGUACAGAAUCGACAAGAUGUGUUGCAUCAGCGUGACUUUAUUGGCGAGAUUGAUUGGGCUGCUCGAUUUGUCGGCCUCGAUCUUUGGAAUCCAGUUUUUGGCUCAAGAAUUUUUCAGUGACGAGCAACGAUCGAUCGAGUUUAAUGACAUGAAAAUUUUCAUGGGACUCAGUUGGACCAAGCGCUCGACAAAUAUUGAACAAAAACUGGACCAUACUUGGAUUUUCGCUUCCCUUCUGGCUUAUUCCACGCUUUACUUUUUCUGCAGUGCUGGCCUGAUAUCAGCCACUCUUUUGAGAAAUAAGCAUCACGCCGUGCCUUGGUUAACUUUUGAAAUCAUCAGCUUGGCUAAUCAGGGAAGCGGUAUAGUCAUAUCUACUUUUCAACUACGAUGUGACUGCGACAUUGAAAUUUGUCAUUCUGAAAACGCGUUAAUAGCAGGUUUCUACUUUAUUGUGAGCGCGUAUUUUUGGUUCGUCGUAUUUAACGCUCGAAAUUCAUGGACAGCUGCUGAAUCAUCGGAUGCGGUCUUUUUAGACUCAGGAAUCAAAACUUCUAUCGUCGCAUCCCACAAAGUGAUUAUAAAUCCACCAAAGACUGCAUCGCCUCGGGGACGAAUUCAAUCGUCGAAUUUUUUUCAAUCUCCGAAGAUAACCGAAGCACCGCCAAAAUAUUAUGAAAUUUGAUACGACUUGCGUAUUGUUAUAUGCAAGUGAAAUUCUUGACGAUAAUAUAUCGAAUUUUGUUAUUUAUUAUUAUAUGUACUAAUAGAGAUGCUUGAAUGAAAGAUUGAGACUAAUUGAAGAUAAAUAACUAUGGUCAACUCAGUGCAUGAGACACGUUACGAUAUAAUAUAUUUCGAUAAAUAGAACUCUUCUGAUAUGCAUAUUAUAAUAUA